CAGUCUAUCAGACAGUAGAAGAAGAUGCGGAUGUUGUGAGAAGGGAAGCGGUUUUAUGUAGUUUUUCCUCGAACCUGGAUAACUUAUUCUAGAUAAGACGUUAGCAACAUUUUAUACGCUAUCAGCUAAUAUUGUAAUUCACCAGAGAUGGAAAUUAGCAGCAGAUAAAGCUGGAAGAACAUCUAUUCUUUGGUUUCUAACAAAAAACUUAACGAAAUGGCUUCAGAGGAUGAAUUGAAUCUCCUGGUCAUCGUGGUUGAUGUGAAUCCCAUCUGGUGGGGUCAGCAAGGUCAGCGUGAGCCAGAGUUCACUUUGUGCAAGUGUCUGGAUGCCGUCAUGGUGAUGGGAAAUUCCCAUAUGGCAAUGACAAGGACAAACAGGCUGGCCGUUAUCGCCAGUCAUUGUCAAGACAGUCACUUCUUGUAUCCCAGUAAGAGUUGGGAAAGUGGAGACAGUGGUGGGGAUGAAAUUUCCUCCAGCCGGGAUGGAAAAUACGAACUUCUAGCUGUCGCCAACAACCUCAUUGCUGAAGAGAUCAGGAGUAUUAUGACUAAAACUGAAGUGACGGGGAAUUCAACUGACACCCUGUUGGCAGGAUCUCUUGCCAAAGCCCUCUGCUAUAUUAACAGGGUCUCAAAAGAGUUAGAAGUUGGACAAGAGAUGAAGUCAAGGAUAUUGGUGAUAAAAGCAGCUGAUGACUGCGCUCUCCAGUACAUGAACUUCAUGAAUGUGAUUUUUGCUGCACAAAAGCAGAACAUCCUGAUAGAUGCGUGUGUGCUGGACUCGGACUCGGGGCUGCUUCAGCAGGCUUGCGACAUAACAGGAGGCUUGUACCUGAAGAUACCGCAGAAAGUAGCCCUGGCUCAGUACCUGCUGUGGGUGUUCCUGCCCGACUCGGAGCAGCGCUCCCAGCUGGUGCUGCCGCCGCCUGCCCACGUGGACUACAGAGCUGCCUGUUUCUGCCACCGUAACCUCAUCGAGAUCGGCUACGUCUGCUCCGUUUGUCUGUCGAUAUUCUGCAACUUCAGCCCCAUUUGCACAACAUGCGAGACGGCCUUCAAAAUACAGCUACCUCAGAUGGUCAAACCUAAAAAGAAGAAAUUGAAGCAAGCAGCUUGAUGAUUGUUUUGAUUUCCUCUCACUGUCAUUUAGGCAAAUCAGUUUUUUUAGAAGAAGAAGCCCCUUAUCCAAAUGUAUAUACUGAUUUUGUUACUGAAAUCUCCUGGGUAAAAUGUAUUUGCUGUUAGAGCAAAGAUUUCCUGGAAACCUUUGUGAAGACGAACAUGUGGAAGAUUCUUAUUAUUCUUCUCUUCUGUGCAAAGCAAAAAAAAAAUAAAUAAAAAAAACAUAAUAAAAGACCCAACACACCCAGCACAAGGAGUGUUUCAAUGAACAUUUCUGGAUUUUACAGCUUUGUUUCUAUCAUUGAUUUUUAACAAUUUAAUCUGCAGAAGAAGCUCUUCAGUCUCAUUACUAAGGAAAUGACGUUUUUGAAUUUAGUCUCUUCUGCUUUAUGUGCUUUGUCAAAUUUACUACUGAAAAUUUUAAAAAAAAUCCACCAAGAGCUGAUUCGCUGUAACUUCACUAAUAUAAAAUACGCUAUGUAAACUCCAUCCACAGUAAUAUAUGAAUUUAAUACACAACAAGGAAUCACGCCAAACAACAACCAGUUAUAUAUCAUCUCUGCAUAAACUGGUCACUGGUAUUUCUAAAAUAAUAUAUUUUGGCUAUAAUAGCACAACUGUAGUAGUUUAUCCAUUUAACACACCAUCAUUUAAUCUUAAAUAUGUUUUUAUGAGUCUUUCCCAUGAGAUUGAAUAAAAUGCAUUUAUUGCAAAAAUUCAUCACUUCAUACAAGUCAAAAUGUUUCUUACUUGUUUUCUUCAAGAAAACUAUUUAUUCAACCAAAGUAAUUGUAUGUACACACAGGAUAAGAAUUACUGAAGCAUCCCAUCUUUAAUAACCAUGACCAUCUUCUUUCAAGCUCCCGAGAGAAAAAAAAAACUUCAAUCCAAAAGCUGGCCUCUUUAAAAUGUGUGCAGAAGAAUGUAUGCAGGUCUUAAUCAUGAGUUCAGCAGUUUAAUUUUGACAUAUUCCACUCUUAGUCAUUGUAUGGAGAAAAUGUUCAAGAUUUUCAUUAGGAAACUG
This is a messenger RNA of Poecilia latipinna (sailfin molly), 2148 nucleotides long. RefSeq names its product general transcription factor IIH, polypeptide 3 (gene gtf2h3). Gene Ontology annotation, biological process: nucleotide-excision repair; regulation of DNA-templated transcription. The coding region runs from base 217 to 1119 and encodes 300 amino acids. Gene Ontology annotation, cellular component: transcription factor TFIIH core complex; transcription factor TFIIH holo complex. NCBI's taxonomy places the organism in Eukaryota, Metazoa, Chordata, Actinopteri, Cyprinodontiformes, Poeciliidae. The transcript has 13 exons. The record is from RefSeq and is a predicted model, not a curated record.